Molecule: messenger RNA, 2032 nt
Organism: Salvia hispanica
Lineage: Eukaryota; Viridiplantae; Streptophyta; Magnoliopsida; Lamiales; Lamiaceae
Source: RefSeq, a predicted model, not a curated record
AUCUUCUCUCUCGAACAUUUUCACUUGCACAUUGCUAUUGGCUGUUCAUCUGUUUGAUUGAUUUCUGCUGCUCAAUUCUCACAGAUUGUUCAGUCAAGAUGGGAGCGUUUACGGUUACCCGCGUCCAGACUUCUCCAAUCGAUGGCCAGAAGCCUGGGACUUCUGGUCUCAGGAAGAAGGUGAAAGUAUUCGUGCAACCCCAUUACUUGCAAAAUUUUGUCCAGUCUACUUUUAAUGCCCUGGGAGCUGAUAAGAUGAAAGGUGCAACACUUGUUGUCUCUGGUGAUGGCCGCUACUAUUCGAAGGAUGCUAUCCAGAUCAUCAUCAAAAUGGCUGCUGCAAAUGGAGUAAGGCGUAUAUGGGUUGGUCAGAACGGGUUACUAUCUACUCCUGCUGUUUCUGCUGUUGUACGGGAAAGAGUAGGCGCUGAUGGCUCCAAGGCAAAUGGGGCAUUUAUACUUACAGCAAGCCACAACCCAGGGGGGCCAAAUGAGGACUUUGGAAUCAAAUACAACAUGGAAAAUGGUGGACCUGCUCCAGAAGGAGUCACUGAUAAGAUCUAUUCAAACACCACCACAAUUAAGGAAUACUUGAUUGCUGAAGGCCUACCUGAUGUGGAUAUCUCCAAAAUUGGAUUAAGUAACUUUACUGGUCCUGACGGGCAGUUUGAUGUUGAUGUUUUUGAUUCAGCAAGUGACUAUGUCAAAUUGAUGAAGUCUAUUUUUGAUUUCCAGAGUAUCAAGAAGCUACUGUCAUCUCCAAAAUUCACUUUCUGCUAUGAUGCACUUCAUGGCGUUGCUGGAGCUUACGCUAAACGCAUAUUUGUGGAAGAGCUAGGUGCAAACGAAAGCUCUUUGCUUAAUUGUGUACCCAAGGAUGAUUUUGGUGGAGGACAUCCUGAUCCUAAUCUGACAUAUGCAAAAGAACUAGUAGCUCGUAUGGGAUUGAGCAAGACAGACAACAAUCCGGACCCGCCAGAGUUUGGUGCAGCUGCUGAUGGAGAUGCCGACCGCAAUAUGGUUCUUGGAAAAAGGUUCUUUGUUACUCCAUCUGAUUCUGUUGCUAUUAUAGCUGCAAAUGCUGUACAGGCGAUACCCUACUUUUCUGGUGGUCUAAAAGGAGUUGCAAGGAGCAUGCCCACAUCAGCUGCACUUGAUGUCGUAGCUAAGCACUUGAAUCUGAAAUUCUUUGAGGUUCCAACUGGAUGGAAAUUUUUUGGCAACCUGAUGGACGAUGGACAGUGUUCAGUUUGUGGUGAAGAAAGUUUUGGAACUGGCUCGGACCACAUCCGCGAGAAAGAUGGAAUAUGGGCUGUGUUGGCUUGGCUAGCUAUUAUUGCCUAUAAGAACAAAGACAAUCUCGGGGGAGAUAAACUCGUCACUGUUGAAGACAUAGUGCGCCAGCAUUGGUCUACAUAUGGGCGUCACUAUUACACUCGAUACGAUUAUGAGAAUGUUGAUGCUGGUGGUGCCAAGGAACUGAUGGCUUAUUUGGUCAAGCUGCAAUCAAACCUAACCGAAGUCAACAACAUUAUAAAGGGGAUUCGGUCAGAUGUCUCAAAUGUUGUCAAUGCUGAUGAAUUUGAGUACAAGGAUCCUGUUGAUGGUUCCAUUUCAAAGCAUCAAGGAAUCAGAUACCUAUUUGAAGAUGGAUCUCGAUUGGUUUUCCGACUCUCUGGAACUGGUUCAGAAGGUGCUACUAUCCGUCUCUACAUAGAGCAGUACGAGAAGGACCCAAACAAGAUUGGGAGAGAUUCGCAAGAUGCGCUUGCUCCUCUUGUUGAGGUUGCUCUUAAGCUGUCUAAGAUGCAAGAAUACACUGGGCGAUCUGCUCCCACUGUUAUUACAUAGAUGCUGCAGACACGGUGCUGAGGAGUUUGUUUAUCCAUCAUUUACAUAAUUUUGUUGCGAAAAAUAAGCAAUGCCAUAACUUUAGUAUGUGCACAUGCAGGAAACCGUGUUCUGAACAUGGUCUAUGUACCUUGCUAUGAGGGUUAUGAAUUUGAGUAUAAUUUUAGCCCCACUAUUUGGUA